GGCCGGAAGUGAACUGGCGCCGCCAUGGCCUCUGGGGGGGAAGUGUCUGCGCUGGUCCUAGUGGCUAUUCUGUGGGGAGGGACAAACCCAUUUUUGAAGACCGGUACAGAGGGAAUGGAGAAGGUGAAGCAAAGGAACCGGGUGCUGCAGCUGCUUGCAGAGAUGAAAUUCCUGUGCCUCAAUUAUAAGUACAUGGUGCCAUUUCUGUUUAAUCAGUGUGGAUCAAUAAUCUACUAUCUCACAUUGGCAUCUACAGACCUGUCCCUGGCGGUGCCUCUCUGUAACUCUCUGGCUUUGAUAGUCACAGUCGUAACUGGGAAGAUUCUUGGGGAAGACAUUGGUGGUAAAAGAGCCGUGGUAGGAAUGCUGCUUACUAUCUUGGGAGUUGCUCUAUGUAUAGCUGGUUCUGUGAACAAGUGAGAAACACAGAGUGGAAGAAGAAAGAAUGUGCAGAAGGUAAUGCCAUUGUUUGGGGAUGGGUACCCCUGCCUCUCUGGACCCAAAUCAGCCACCAGCGGUGUGGUCUAGAACCAAGGCAACGUGGAAGGGUGAAUUUUGAUACCUAAAGAAGAAGAUUUCUGAAAACAGUUGUUGGAGUCUCUUUGCCUUUUCAAGGUUGAGGUCUUGUUCUUUUGGGGCACUAAGCCUCGAAUAUUUGGGGUUUGAGCCCCCAAUACUUUAUUUAGGUACAGAACCCUAUGCAAAAAAUUAGUGUCCUGAUCUUCCUCUGACCUCCCUUCUAGGUCUCCCAAAGUUCCACACUGCUGGAGCCCAUCGUGUAAUCUCCAUUUAUUGUACAUCCCCAUGAUGGAUAUGUUGACAUUCCCACCCACACAGUGAGGGAUUUGGAACCAGAGUUUACUAUGUAAAAAAAAAUGUAAACAACCAGGUUGCAGAGUUGAAGGGUCAUCUCAUCACUAGAUAGUACAUUUUAGAAUCUGAAAAAAAACUUCAUAUAUCAGGGGAAUAUUUGACACAGGACAGCAGAAAAUGGUUCACCAAGCUUAUUUACAGAGGAAGCUACCGCACUAAGACUCCCUCCUAUACUCUAAUUGCUACAUCACAGCAUUUCUAGAACACAAAGGCUGAAUAAACUAAAUGGUUCAUAUUUAUCUCCUUCAGUUUUUCCAGAAUGUCUUUUCUUCUGUGUGUGCCUCUUACUGUAAGCUCUUCAGAGCAGGGACUAUCCUUAACGUGUCUUGUUCAGCACUUACUGGAUAAUAAAUUUUAUUAGAGAAUAUUUAAAAAUAAACGGUACAAAAG
Molecule: messenger RNA, 1263 nt
Organism: Emys orbicularis (European pond turtle)
Lineage: Eukaryota; Metazoa; Chordata; Testudines; Emydidae
Gene: TMEM234
Product: transmembrane protein 234
Exons: 5
Coding region: 25-420 (131 amino acids)
Source: RefSeq, a predicted model, not a curated record